Messenger RNA from Candoia aspera, 936 nucleotides. RefSeq names its product olfactory receptor 5V1-like. The record is from RefSeq and is a predicted model, not a curated record. The transcript has a single exon. Gene Ontology annotation, cellular component: membrane. Gene Ontology annotation, molecular function: olfactory receptor activity; G protein-coupled receptor activity; odorant binding. Gene Ontology annotation, biological process: G protein-coupled receptor signaling pathway. NCBI's taxonomy places the organism in Eukaryota, Metazoa, Chordata, Lepidosauria, Squamata, Candoiidae. The coding region runs from base 1 to 936 and encodes 311 amino acids.
AUGGAAAACGAAACCUUCAUAAAGGAAUUUAUUUUUCUGGGUUUUUCAAACCAUCCAGAUCUCUAUAUUCUAUUCUUUUUAAUAUUCUUAGCCAUCUACACAAUAACUUUAGUGGGGAAUGCUCUGAUCUUCACCUUGAUCAAGACUGAUGUGACUCUGCAUGCACCUAUGUACUAUUUCUUGACAAAUUUGUCCUUCCUAGACAUUUGUUAUACUUCUGCCACAGUCCCUGUUAUGCUGAUAAAUUUCUUUCGACUGAGGAAAACUAUCUCAUAUAUAGGAUGCAUUGCCCAAUUGUUCUUCCUCAUUUCUUGUGCAGGAACAGAAUGUGUACUCUUGGCUGUCAUGGCAUAUGAUCGAUAUGUGGCUAUCUGUAGUCCUUUGCAUUAUUCCUGCAUCAUGAACCAUAGUGCUUGCAGGAAGAUGGCAGGGUUCUCCUGGUUGUGUGGUUUAGCAAAUUCAUUGGUGCACACCCUCCUCACAUCAUCCUUAAUUAUCUGCAAGUCCAAUCAGCUCAGCCAUUUCUUCUGUGAUGUCCCCUUGCUUCUGAAGCUCUCUUGUUCAGAUACGUCAGUGAAUGAAGCUGUACUCCAUCUAGCCAGUGCCUUAAUAGGACUCAGCCCCUGCCUCUUCACGCUGAUCUCCUACAUCCGCAUCAUUGGCACCAUUCUGAAGAUCAACACCUCCAAAGGCAGAACUAAGGCUUUCUCUACCUGUGUGUCACAUCUGAUUGUGGUUGUGGUAUUUUAUGGUACUGCUAACUUCAAUUAUAACAGGCCUAGUUCGGGAUACUCUCUGGAUAUUGAUACUUUGGUUUCCUCUCUAUAUUGUAUUGUGACACCCAUGUUAAACCCAAUUAUCUAUAGUCUCAGGAAUAAAGAAGUAAAGGCCAGCCUAAUGAAAAUGAGCAACAAGUAUUUUUCUUCAGCAGUUUAA